GUGUGGCAGAGAAGUUAAAUUCGAUCUCCUCUUUCUUACUCUCUUUGUUCGCAAAAGGCAAAACAAUACAAAAUAAAACGUGGAAAAUACUUAUUUCUAAAUUCAUAAUUCCGAAAACGGAAGAAGAAUUCAGAUCUAAAAUAUUUCAGAUUCAAUCCAACUCAAUUGUCUGAAUGAUUUUGGAUUCCGAUUCCAAUCUGUAAAACCCUAGAAAUCGUAGUACAUACAGUAAUGGAGCAAUUGAAGACCAUAGGGCGGGAGCUGGCCAUGGGAUCGCAGGGUGGCUUCGGCCAAUCCAAGGAGUUUCUCGACCUCGUCAAGUCGAUCGGAGAAGCCCGAUCCAAGGCCGAAGAGGAUCGCAUCGUUCUUCACGAGAUCGAAACCCUCAAGCGCCGUCUCACCGAGCCUGACAUCCCCAAGCGCAAGAUGAAGGAGUAUCUCAUCCGCCUCGUCUAUGUCGAGAUGCUUGGCCACGAUGCCUCCUUCGCUUACAUCCACGCAGUCAAGAUGACUCAUGAUGACAAUCUACUACUCAAGCGCACUGGCUAUCUCGCCGUCACUCUCUUCCUCUCCGACGAUCACGACCUCAUCAUUCUCAUCGUCAACACUAUCCAGAAGGACCUCCGUUCCGAUAAUUACCUUGUUGUUUGUGCCGCCCUCAAUGCCGUCUGUAAGCUCAUCAACGACGAGACCAUCCCCGCCGUUUUGCCCCAGGUCGUCGACCUCCUCGCCCACCCCAAAGAGGCCGUCAGGAAGAAGGCAAUCAUGGCCCUUCAUCGCUUCCACCACAAAUCCCCUUCUUCCAUUUCCCAUCUCAUCACCAAUUUCCGUAAGCGACUCUGUGACAACGACCCCGGAGUCAUGGGCGCCACUCUCUGUCCGCUCUAUGAUCUUAUCAUCACCGAUCCCAACUCUUAUAAGGACUUGGUAGUUAGUUUCGUCAGCAUUCUCAAGCAGGUGGCGGAGCGCAGGUUGCCCAAAGCUUAUGACUACCACUCCUUGCCUGCCCCUUUCAUUCAGAUUAAGUUGCUCAAGAUUCUAGCUUUGCUGGGACUUGGGGAUAAGCAAGCUAGCGAAAAGAUGUACACCGUCGUCGGAGACAUAUUCCGCAAAUGUGAUUCAUCUAGUAAUAUAGGAAAUGCUGUACUUUACGAGUCCAUUUGCUGUGUUUCUUCUAUAUAUCCUAAUACCAAGCUAUUAGGGGACGCCACCGAAGUCAUUUCCAGAUUUUUGAAGAGCGAUAGUCAUAAUCUCAAAUAUAUGGGCAUUGACGCUCUUGGUCGACUUAUAAAGAUGAGUCCCGAGAUAGCCGAGCAACAUCAACUGGCUGUGAUUGAUUGCUUAGAGGACCCGGAUGAUACUCUAAAACGAAAAACGUUUGGACUAUUAUACAAAAUGACCAAGUCCUCCAAUGUUGAAGUGAUUGUUGACCGUAUGAUUGAUUACAUGAUAAGCAUUAAUGAUAAUCAUUACAAAACUUAUAUAGCAUCUCGAUGCGUUGAACUUGCAGAACAAUUUGCACCUAGUAACAUUUGGUUUAUACAGACAAUGAAUAAAGUCUUCGAGCAUGCUGGAGAUCUUGUGAAUGUAAAGGUGGCACAUAACUUGAUGAGGUUGAUUGCUGAGGGGUUUGGAGAUAAUGAUGAAACUGCGGAUACUCAGCUGAGAUCAUCUGCUGUACAGUCGUAUUUGCAUAUUCUUAAUGAGCCCAAACUGCCAUCAGUAUUUCUUCAGGUCAUUUGUUGGGUUUUGGGGGAAUAUGGAACUGCUGAUGGGAAGUAUGAUGCUGCCUAUAUCACUGGAAAAUUAUGUGACAUUGCAGAGGCAUAUUCUGGUGAUGAAACUGUUAAGGCUUAUGCUAUUACAGCAAUCAUGAAAGUAUAUGCUUUUGAAAUAGCAGCUGGGAGAGAAGUGGUUAUGCUACCUGAGUGCCAAUCUUUGGUUGAGGCAUUAUCAGCUUCACACUCUACAGAUCUGCAGCAACGAGCAUAUGAAAUGCAAGCUGUCAUCGGCUUAGAUGCUAACGCUGUCAGGAGUAUCUUGCCAUCUGAUGCAAGUUGUGAAGACAUAGAGAUUGAUAAAGACCUUGCCUUCCUCAACAGCUAUGUUCAACAGUCAAUAGAACAAGGUGCGCAACCCUACAUGCCCGAGAGUGAGCGCUCUGGAGUGCUAAAUAUUAGCUCUUUUGGAAGCCAAGUACAGCAUGAAGUGACUAGCCAUAGUCUAAGAUUUGAGGCUUAUGAAGUUCCAAAGCCACUAGUUCCAUCAACAAUCGCUCCUCUUGCAUCUCCAACUGAACUUGUUCCAGUACCUGAGCCAUCCUAUCCUAGGGAGACUCAGCAGGCAGCAUUAGUUCCAUCAGUUGUUUUAGACCCAGGAGCAGGAUCAUCCGAUCUUAAGUUACGGCUUGAUGGUGUUCAGAAAAAAUGGGGCAGGCCAAAUUACUCCACUUCUGCAUCAUCAUCCUCUGAAUCUACUUCCCAGAAAACAACUAAUGGGGUUGCACAAACAAAUGUUAGCACUGUAAACUCAAAAGGCCGAGAAACAUAUGACUCAAAGAAAACACAAGUUGAAAUCAACCCAGAAAAGCAGAAGCUUGCUGCUUCAUUAUUUGGGGGUUCCUCAAAAAGUGAGAGAAAGACUUCCUCUACAAACCAUAAGGGGGUAAAAGCCAGUAGCAGCCAUGCAACAGAAAAGCCUCAGGUACCAAAAGUGCCCAGUGAAAGUUCUGUGGACAGGACAAAUAUUCAAGCUCCUGAUCUGCUCGACUUAAGCGAACCAACUGUGACAAGUGCUCCUCCAUCUAUUGAUCCAUUCAGGCAGUUAGAAGGGCUUCUCGAUCCAGCUCUAGUUUCUUCAAGUGCAAAUCAUGGUGGGGAUGGUGCUUCUAAAGCACCUGAUUUAAUGGCUUUAUAUUCUGAUACACCUGUAAGUGGCCAGAGUAGCGGGUUCGAUGUUAAUGUUGCUUCUGAAUUAUUGAAUCCUACCGAGACCAAUCAAGGCGGGGCUACAGGUGCAUAUCUCACUCAAUUUAGCAAAGGUCCGAAUAGGAAGGAGGCUUUAGAAAAGGAUGCCCUUGUAAGGCAGAUGGGGGUUACCCCAACCAGUCAGAAUCCAAAUUUGUUUGGAGAUCUGCUUGGGUAAAUGAUGCGGGGCGGGGCAUAAAAAAGAUUUCAAUAUUCGGACCGGGCAACCUUUUGGUUAUUUGAUGUAUGCAAUUUCUUUUUAACCUUGAAGGCUGAAAAAAAAGGGAAAGAUAUGAUGUAGAUUUCACAAGCUAGAGAAGCAGAGAGAAACCCUUGUGGAAUGAUGAAAUCUCCACUGGAGACAUUGUAAAAAAAAAUCAGGCAUAUUGGGUUGGGUUCUGUAGAAAAUAGGAUAUAGUUGGUGAUGAUGCACUGAUCUCUGUUCUCACAGCUUAACCAGCCUAUUGGGUUUGCUAGGGCCAUUCAUCUGGUGGGUUUUCCUUUCUUUUUUUUUUUUUUUUAAUUAUUUGGUUGGGGAGAGGAGAGAGGGAGAAAGGCUUUUUUGAGGGUUCUAAAGUUAUGCCAUGAGGUUUUUUCCAAGCACGUGUAUUAUUAAGAUUUUGCAUUUUCUCUACGACUUGUUGAAUUAAUGUUGUAUUAAUAAGAGUUUCUCUUUCCAUUUUUUUUACUA
Messenger RNA from Humulus lupulus (European hop), 3657 nucleotides. Its product is annotated as AP-4 complex subunit epsilon. Lineage: Eukaryota; Viridiplantae; Streptophyta; Magnoliopsida; Rosales; Cannabaceae. The coding region runs from base 232 to 3144 and encodes 970 amino acids. Gene Ontology annotation, cellular component: membrane coat; AP-4 adaptor complex. Gene Ontology annotation, biological process: receptor-mediated endocytosis; intracellular protein transport. The transcript has 10 exons. Gene Ontology annotation, molecular function: cargo adaptor activity. The record is from RefSeq and is a predicted model, not a curated record.